Messenger RNA from Naumovozyma castellii, 789 nucleotides. RefSeq names its product Signal recognition particle receptor subunit beta (gene SRP102). NCBI's taxonomy places the organism in Eukaryota, Fungi, Ascomycota, Saccharomycetes, Saccharomycetales, Saccharomycetaceae. The transcript has a single exon. Bases 1 to 789 code for a protein of 262 amino acids. The record is from RefSeq and is a predicted model, not a curated record.
AUGUUAUCCGUUACAGUGCUUACGGCUGUCCUAGUUGUGGUGCUUACCACAGUAUACUUUUUAGUCCAACGCAAGAGAGUGAAGGUUCCCAUUGCGAUCGGUCAAGAGAUUGGUGUAUCCAACAAGAAACCAGUGUUUGUUCUAGCUGGUCCUUCAAAUGCUGGGAAGACUGCCCUAUUUAAUAUGUUAGUUGGGGAUGAGAUGAGAAAUACUGUGAUGUCGCAGGAGGUUAGUAAAGUGGAGAAUGUGGAUGAUGAAUUCAAUUUAUUUGAUUUCCCCGGGCAUUUCAAGCUACGUUACAAGUUAUUUGAUCAAUUGAAGAAUUUGAAGAAAGUUUCUGGUGUUGUAUUUGUGGUGGAUUCCACUGUGGACCCCAAGGAAUUGACCAAAACUGCGGAGUUUUUGCUUGAUGUUAUAUUGGUUACUGAGUCUCGGAAGGAGGAUGAAAUUGACAUCUUGAUUGCCUGUAAUAAAUCUGAGUUAUUUUCCAGUAGACCACCCUUGAAGAUCAAAGAGGCAUUGGAGAGAGAGAUUGAUAAGAUAAUAGUUAGAAAGAAGAAAUCUCUUAGCGAUGUGAAGGGGAAGGCAAGUAGUAAUGAUGAUGAUGAUGAGGAGAUGAUGAAUGACAAUGAUAAUGGUGCUAGUCUAGAAAUAUUGAAUGAAUUGGGAUCUACAAAGGCAUUCAAGUUUAGUUUAUUAGAUGGAUCUGUGGAGGCGAUCAGUGGGAGUGUAUCCAAGAAGAAUAUUGAUGGUUGGAAUCAAUGGAUCCACGAAAGAUUGUCGUCAUAG